This is a messenger RNA of Neoarthrinium moseri, 708 nucleotides long. RefSeq lists its product as uncharacterized. Lineage: Eukaryota; Fungi; Ascomycota; Sordariomycetes; Amphisphaeriales; Apiosporaceae. The record is from RefSeq and is a predicted model, not a curated record. Gene Ontology annotation, molecular function: hydrolase activity. The transcript is spliced from 5 exons. The coding region runs from base 1 to 708 and encodes 235 amino acids.
AUGACAGUCUCUGACAGCUACCUGGCUGGGCCCUCUGAUACUUGCUGCCUUGGAGGAACUAUUCAUCAAGGCGAACCGAGGGGUGAAUAUGUGACGAUCUCCAACAUCCAAACCUACGUAUCAAAACCGUCCGAGACGAAGGCAAACGGACAUGUAUUACUCUACUUCCCGGACGUUUGGGGGAUGUUCAAGAAUGGCUUACUAGUUAUGGACGCCUUUGCGGAAUUCGGAUUCAUGGUGCUUGGCUUAGACUAUUUUCGGGGAGAUCCCGUGACGAAGCAUAGAACGAACAGGCACGACACUACCACGGAUCCAGAGUUUGAUUACGAGGCCUGGAAAGCGAAGCAUACAUCGUUUGCGGAAGAGGCAGUACCGCGUUGGGUCAGCGCAGUAUCAAGCCAGUACGCGGAUUCAGGCACCAAGUUCGCCUGCGUAGGGUACUGUUUCGGUGCCCCUUACGUCUGUAACGAGCUUGCAAAGGGAGGCAUCUGCAGUGUUGGUGCCUUUGGACAUCCCGCUUUCCUCAAGGAGCACCACUUUGAGAACCUGAUGAAUGAGAACAAGAAGCUAUACAAUCUUCAGCUUUUCUCUGGGGUGGAGCACGGGUUUGCGCUUCGUGGGGACAUGAACAAGCCGUAUGAAAGGUGGGUAAAGGAAGAGAGUCUACGGAGCAUAGCACAAUGGCUUAAUUUUUGGUUAGCACAGUAA